UUUUUUAGAAAACGUGGGAUGCAAGUCUUGUUUGAAUGAAACUUUCUCAAUAGAAAGGAAUCGACAAUUUUGAACCUCAUUCCUAAUUCCUUGUGUGUGUGUGUGUGUGUGUAUAUAUAUUCAACCUUCUUCUCUACUUCCAUUCAAGUUUCGAACUCUCUGUUUCUUCCCCCCAGCGUCAUGGCCGUCGAUCAGCUUCUCCCCGUUCCGGCAAACUCCAAAAAGAAGCUCCACCUCCUCCAAAACGCACCAGGCCUAAACCCUAAAACCAUUACUCCCAUUUCCCAACAUGGCCUCCUCCAUUUCCUCCAAUCCAUUGUUCUUAAAACUUCCGACAAACCCUUCUACACCUUCGACUUAGCCGUCGUCGCCACUCUUUUCGACCUCUGGUCUCAUUCCCUUCCCACCGUCCGCCCUUUCUACGCCGUCAAAUGCAACCCCAACCCGGACUUCCUCGCUGCCAUGGCCGCCCUCGGCUCCAAUUUCGACUGUGCCAGUCGGGCCGAAAUCCAAUCUGUUUUAGCCCUGGGCGUCUCCCCUGACCGAAUCGUUUUCGCCAAUCCUUGUAAACCCGAAUCCCAUAUUGAAUUUGCCGCUACCGUCGGCGUUAACCUUACCACUUUUGAUUCCGUCGACGAAAUACAGAAGAUCCGACGAUGCCACCCAAAAUCCGCCCUGUUGAUUCGGAUUAAACCAUCCGAUGACGGGAGCGCUCGAUGCCCAUUGGGAAACAAAUACGGCGCGCUACCGGAAGAAAUUAUCCCUCUUCUCCAAGCUGCUAAAUCGGCUGAACUCGCCGUCGUUGGCGUGUCAUUUCACAUAGGAAGUGGGGCUACUGAAACACGGGCUUAUUCAGCCGCCAUUGCCGCUGCUCGAGGGGUUUUCGAAACGGCAGUCCGACUUGGUUUGCCGCCAAUGAAUGUGCUCAAUAUCGGCGGCGGAUUCACCGCCGGACCCCAAUUCGAAGAAGCUGCGGUGGCAGUAAAGUCGGCCAUAAAAGAGUAUUUUCCGGAGGACCUGAAUAUCGCCCUCAUGGCUGAACCGGGGCGGUUUUUUGCGGAAUCGGCUUUCACUUUGGCCGUCCACAUCAUCGGAAAACGGGUGAGGGGAGAUCUGAGGGAGUAUUGGAUUAACGAUGGGAUUUAUGGGUCAAUGAACUGUAUACUAUACGAUCAUGCGACGUUGAGUUGUAGGGCGUUGGCAGUGAAAUCGAACAUGGAAAACCCCACGUGUGGCGGAGGGAGAAUGCACAGGUCAACCGUGUUUGGCCCCACGUGCGACGCUUUGGAUACUGUUCUGACCGGAAAGCAGCUGCCGGAGUUGGAGGUGGGAGAUUGGUUGGUUUUUCCGAAGAUGGGGGCUUACACGGCGGCAGCGGGAUCCAACUUCAAUGGGUUUAACACGGCGUCGAUUGAGACUUAUAUUGUGUACUCGGAACAGGGAAAUGGCGCCGUAUUUGAAUGAAUCUUUCUUUGGUUAGGUUAUGUUAUGGUUUAGGGUCAAAAGAAGGAUUGGGUCAUUGAUAUUUGAGUAUAAAGGCAAUGUUUAGAUCUAUGUAUUGCUCUUCGUUUUCUCUCGUGGAAAAAAACAAAGGAGAAAUGUUGACCUAAUUAUUUUCAUAAAAAAUGAUUUUUUGUAUACAUUCUUAAACAA
Molecule: messenger RNA, 1653 nt
Organism: Cucumis melo (muskmelon)
Lineage: Eukaryota; Viridiplantae; Streptophyta; Magnoliopsida; Cucurbitales; Cucurbitaceae
Product: ornithine decarboxylase, chloroplastic-like
Exons: 1
Coding region: 181-1464 (427 amino acids)
Cellular component (GO): cytoplasm
Molecular function (GO): ornithine decarboxylase activity
Source: RefSeq, a predicted model, not a curated record